AUGAGUGUGGCGUAUCCCUGUAAUGAAGCGAUCAGUGCAAACUUUGGUGUAUUUUUGGCAUUGGCUGUUCUGCCUUUUCACAUUCUGCUUCUGUUUACACUGGCAAAAGAUACAUUGUUCAGUUUACCACGUCAUAAGAUUUUGUUUAGCCUGUCGUUGUCUCACGUACUACAAAUUGGUAUCUCCAACAUCAUUUUCCUGGUGAUAAAAGCAUUUUCCAUGAAAUCACACGAGACACAAUGCAUAGCGAUGCGAAGAUGCAUACAAUUCAUUGCCCCUCUAAACUUAGUCGUGACGAGCUUAAACCUGAUUGCUUUGUCAGUUGAACGGUAUGUCGCCUGUGUUCAUGGUCUUCGAUUUCAUCAAAUUGUGACCAAUGGACGAGUUACCGCUGCUUUGGCUCUGAUAUGGAGUCUUGGAUUCAUACUUGCAGCAUUUAACUUCGCGAUUAUCAGACCGGCGCCAACGAUCGAGGGGCAAGCAUUCCUUAGUGAGACCCCGCUUUUACGAGUAAUAGCUUUCGUUGUUGAGAUUCCUACUUGUUUAACGCUAAUCGUGAUACAAGCCAAACUCUUGGCAGUCAGCAGAAAAAAGCUGUUGGUGGUUCAGCCAGGAGUUUCGACUAGUAGCCAAGCAGAGCAAAGAGGCCUCUGGAAAAGGCAGUUGAAGAUUGCAUUUGUUGCUGGCAUGGUGGUUGUUACUUAUUUAGUUUGCACCUUUCCGGGAGCAUUGAUAGCUCUCCAGACUGUUAUUACUUACGGUACGCUGCCUGUCGAUAAGUACCACUUCACUUUAGUGUUGUGGAUGGCAAAUGCUGUUACAGAUCCAUUUAUCUACGGUUUCGGAAUGAGAGAUACUCGGCUAGCUCUCAUCAAGCGGGCAAAGAGAAUAUUUUCCGCGCUGUUUUGUUGUCUACAUUCAUCGUGA
Molecule: messenger RNA, 927 nt
Organism: Rhopilema esculentum
Lineage: Eukaryota; Metazoa; Cnidaria; Scyphozoa; Rhizostomeae; Rhizostomatidae
Source: RefSeq, a predicted model, not a curated record